AUGUCGGCGGAUGUGAAUGCGGAGGAGGCGCCCAAGGGGCACCGGGGCCUGGCCGCCUUGUUCCCCAAGAUCCCCGGAACACAGCGCCCUGCGUACCACUCGGCAGGGUUUUCCCGCAGUGCCGCCUUCCCUGGCGCGGGCUCCGCGCAGCCCCCCACCCCAGCCGUUGCCCCAGAGCCGCUGGCGGCAUCUGCGAAUCACGAGACGUCCAUCGACAUCAGCGCCUACAUCGACCCGGGUUUCAACGACGAGUUCCUGGCCGCGUUCCAGCACAGCCGGCAGGAGAAGGCUGCGGCUGGUGUGGCCUCUCGCAGGAUGGCAGGCGGUGACUUUGAUCACACGGGCGCCCCUGGCUCCCGCUGGCGGCGCCGGAUGCCGGAGGGACGCACGGCCUCCUCCUGGCUACGGCUCGCGCCGCGGCUGCCACUGCUUCCCCUGUACGAGCGUCGGGCGCCGAAGGCGUUGUGGGGCCGCUGGCGAUCAAGAGAGCUGCGCGAGGAGGACGAGGCGAAGCAGCUGGCGCUGGCCGGCUUCCCCAGGCCGCCGCCGCCGCCGCCGCAGCACCCGCACCCACCGCCCGCGCACUGGCCGCCUCACCUGUGCAGUUCCAGAUCGGCAGGUUCGCGCGGCCAGACCACCAUGCACUCUGCAGCUGGCUACACCCCGACGCCGCUGCCCACGCCCGUGCCCAGUUCUCACCCACCGGUUUCCCGAAAGCUGCUGGUUUAGCCAGGCCCCGGCGCGCUCAAGGCUGGCGUCGCGCACCCCGACCUCCGCGCGGGCGGCGGAGGCGGCGGCGGCGGCGCGGGCAAAGUACAGUCGGUGAAGAACAGCAACGAGUACCGGGUGCGCGAGCGCAACAACAAUACCUGCGGUGCAAAAGAGCCGACAUCAAGGCCACAGCGCAACGUGGAGACACAGCAGCUAAGGUGUGCCGGAGCGACCAGUGACAAUGACCGCGCGCGGGUGGAACAACUGAGCCGCGAACUGGACACGGGCAUCUUCCGCCAGUUCCGACUUCGGUCACAUGGGCAACUGCGCGUGAGACGCGGGCGAGUGGGACCGCCUCUGGCCGUCACGCUGGCUGGGACCCAGGGCGGUUUCGUCUCCUCGAUCUCAAGACUGCCCCAGCAGUCGACCAGGAGUCACGGUUUUGAGAUGUGCGGUCAGGGCAUCUCCACCGCAGCCCCGGCCCCCACUGGGCAGCCCAGCCCGGGGACCCAGGUAGGCUGGGUGACAGAAUGGAUGGCCCAGUCCUGUCCCUGCAACUUUCAACCUAAGGAGGAUGAAGACCGGCUGCGUUGGGCUCUUCUCACUUCCAGUCCAGACCGGGAGAGCUUCCUGGAGGCAGGCCCCAGCAAGCUCUGGCCAGGACGGCAGCAAUGA
Messenger RNA from Puma concolor (puma), 1386 nucleotides. NCBI's taxonomy places the organism in Eukaryota, Metazoa, Chordata, Mammalia, Carnivora, Felidae. The record is from RefSeq and is a predicted model, not a curated record.